AUGCUACGACCGAUGAGUACCCGCGGAGGGUCGCUGGAGUACGUGUAUUACUUGUGUAAGUUUUUUCCAUUAGAUUUGUAACUAAUAUUGCCCAAAAUUUUUUAUUUGUUUAUAUUUUUUUGAUGAUAUGUUGUAACUAGAUACAAAGAUUCUAUAAAUUGAUGUUUAUAGCUAUAUAAAAACGAUUCGUUUAUAAAAAUUACUGUAAUUUCAGGGAAUAUAUAUGCCGACGUUGAUAUUCGCUAUGCUGACGCGAAAGACAUUGUCACGAUGGCUACGGGGCGUCUGAUGUUGCUCGAAAUCGGAAUGGACUUUGUAGCCUUCAUCAUGAACAAGGUCGGAUCACGACACACGCUUCUAACGGCCUUCACAUCGUCAGCGUUCGUCUUCUGGAAGACGGCCGUCUUUCUGAUGCUCUACGUCGCCGUUCCAGAAGGUAACCCCAGCUACUUCGUGGAAGGCACUCCAGGUUGGAAGAUCUUCCUCUGCUUCUGGUUCAUGAACGGGAUCUGGAUGGUGUUGCCCUUCAUCGUAAUGUGUGCUUUGUGGAACAAGAUCGCGUUGCCAAUCGAGAACCUGACAGUAGAGGGAUCUUGUAGUAGCAGCAUUGAGAGAAGAAACCUUGUUUGA
This is a messenger RNA of Bursaphelenchus okinawaensis, 630 nucleotides long. The record is from the annotation of a GenBank genome assembly. Lineage: Eukaryota; Metazoa; Nematoda; Chromadorea; Rhabditida; Aphelenchoididae.